AUGAUAUCCAAUUACACUGUCCAUUCCGAAGACGAGUGCUCCUUUGAAUGUAUUCAGAACCCCGGGUGCCUUGGCUACAACUACAGGCCAAAAUCAAAGCAAUAUGAGGUGAAUUGUCAAAUAAGCAAUAAGACAAAAGACGGCGGCAGAGAGCGUGUUGGGAUCAGCACAUGGAUAUUUUACCAGAGCCUAGAAGUUACAUAUUAUGUCAACUCCUAUCUAUCAAAUUCCAACUGUACUCUUAUUGCUCGCUUCUCCAACACAGUUUUCAAAUCUUGGUUAAAGAAUCCCUUCUUUUGGUAUGACAGAAUUACGUAUGGAGAUGUUGAUAAUCCAAUGAGCAUUUCAACCAUGAUUUCGACCGCUUUCUGGCAAAAGAGCGGACAUGAUAUCAAGUUAACUAGAAGUGACGACUCUAGUCACACAGCCUUAUUACGGACUACUUCGAAUUGCCUUCAAAGUCAGACAUUCGGAUCCAAGAUUACAAGUUAUAGAAAUUUUCGUAAUCACAGCGUUUGGGCAAGUGACAAGUGUCUUGGGAGAUGUCCAGUUAUUUACGGAGGUCAGUACAAAACAACAGCUGGUUUUGAACAGCACAGCUGCAGUAGUGAUAUACAGAACAGCGGCUACAUUGGAUUUUGGUGUGAUUGGGGUAAAGAAGAUGGUGCUGUUAUGAUGAUUAGUGGAGGAGGAAGAAAUUGCAGCAGGGCAGACCAUGGUAUUGCAAUAACUGAGGAAAAUGCAGGAAAGUUGGGUUCAUUAUUAAUUACUCAUGAAUUCGGAGGGGAUGCAUCAAACUUUCAGCCUAAAACUUACUCACUAAACUUAUGGGUUCGCUAA
Molecule: messenger RNA, 840 nt
Organism: Dendronephthya gigantea
Lineage: Eukaryota; Metazoa; Cnidaria; Anthozoa; Malacalcyonacea; Nephtheidae
Exons: 3
Coding region: 1-840 (279 amino acids)
Source: RefSeq, a predicted model, not a curated record